AUGCAGCGACGCAAGGCAGACAAGCCCUCGUCCGACGCCAGCGCGGCCAAGGCGGCACGGCGCGAAGAGGUCCAGUGCGCCCACUGCGAGGAGAAGCCCGGCACACUGACGUACAAGAGCUACCUCGACGGCAAGGUAGAGGUCUGCAACGAAUGCCACGACUUUCUGACGAAGCCCUACAGCCGCGUCGUUCGCUUCGAUCCCGCGUCGACGACGCAGGUCUGCUACGGCGUACCCGCCGACCCGGACCAGGACAUCGGCCUCGCCAUUGCACGCGGAGAGACGGUCCUCAUCGAUACGCUCAGCGGUCCCUCGCUCUUUGAGCUCGGAGACCGCUUCGGAGGUCAUAGGGAGUCUGCGGACGUCAUCCUCAGCCCGCUCGACGAGGACGAGAUCGGUGCUAUCCGGUGCAUCGGCCUCAAUUACAAGAACCACGCCGAGGAGUGCAACCUCCCCAUCCCCACGGUUCCCACCCUCUUCCUCAAGGGAGAGAAUGCGCUGGCCAGCCCGUAUCCGGCUGAGACGACCGUCGUGCCCAAGGCGUUUGUCAAGGACGACGCGGCCGACUACGAGUCCGAGAUCGCCAUCAUCAUCGGCAAGCACUGCAAGGACGUGAGCGAGGAAGAAGCGAUGGAUUACGUCUUUGGCAUCACUGCGGCCAACGACAUUUCGUCGCGCAAGGCGCAGUUCGCGCAGUCGCAGUGGUGCUUCUCCAAGUCCUUCGACGGCGCUUGUCCGGUGGGGCCGUGCGUUGUGCUGCGUUCGGCCAUCGACGACUGGGCCAAGGUCAAGGUGACGGGCACGCACAACGGCAAGGUCGUGCAGGAGAGCACGCUCGACGACCUGAUCUUUUCGAUUCCCAAGAUUGUCUCGGUCCUGUCGCAGGGCACGACGCUGCGACCGGGUACAUUGAUCCUGACCGGGACUCCCGCUGGCGUUGGCUGGAUGCAGGAGCCCAAGAACACGCUUCAGGACGGCGACGAGUUCCACGUCUCGGUCUCGCAUGGCGUCGGCACCCUCGUGAGCAAGAUUGAGUUUGAGAAGUAA
Pseudozyma flocculosa PF-1 is the source of this 1047-nucleotide messenger RNA. RefSeq lists its product as uncharacterized. The transcript is spliced from 7 exons. Gene Ontology annotation, molecular function: acetylpyruvate hydrolase activity. The record is from RefSeq and is a predicted model, not a curated record. Bases 1 to 1047 code for a protein of 348 amino acids. NCBI's taxonomy places the organism in Eukaryota, Fungi, Basidiomycota, Ustilaginomycetes, Ustilaginales, Ustilaginaceae.